GCCAUUUUCCGGAGAGCCCUCAGCGCGCUCUUAAAGGGGCCGCGCCCCGCGCUGAGGGCGGCGGGGUCUCGGUUCGGUCCCGGUUCUCGCUCCCGGUCCCCGGUUUGGAAGAACUGGUGGUUGUCGCUCCUCCGGUCACCACAGACGUGGGCAGAGCGUAUCGGGGCGGGGCGGACCGGACCAGUGCGUGUGUGGGCCGAGGCCUCCCUCCAGGGCCGCCCUGACAACAUCGGGGAUCCUUGGCGUUAUUAAUUCUCUGUAAUCACGAAUAUUUUCCCUUUUUCCACACUUCAGUGCCGCGGUUGAAUCACUCCGUGGGGAAACCAGGAAGGGAGAGAGGAGAAUUCUGGCUCUGCCCAGCAGCAGGAAGGGAAGGAUUCAAUCCCUGUGGAGCCCUCAGCCAUGGCAGCUGAGGACAGGGAUUACAACCUGACCCAGGAGCAGAAAGCUGUGAAAGACAAGUACCCCCCUCUCUGCAAGAAAUAUGAAUAUUUGGAUCACACAGCAGACGUGCAGCUCCAUGCCUGGGGGGACACGUUGGAAGAAGCCUUUGAGCAGUGUGCCAUGGCCAUGUUUGGCUACAUGACAGACACAGGCACUGUGGAACCUGUGGAUACAGUGGAGGUAGAAGCAGAAGGGCAUGACCUGUUGUCUCUUCUCUUCCACUUCCUGGAUGAGUGGCUGUAUAAAUUCAGUGCUGAUGAGUUUUUUAUACCCAGGGAAGUGAAAGUGCUUCACAUCGACCGAAGGCACUUCAAAAUAAGAUCAAUUGGGUGGGGAGAAGAGUUCUCUUUAGACAAACACCCACAGGGCACAGAGGUCAAAGCCAUAACUUACUCAGCAAUGCAGAUCUGUGAAGAUGAAAAGCCAGAAGUCUUUGUCAUCAUUGAUAUUUAAAGCAAGAACGGUGUGGUUGAGUGGAUAUUGGUCAUCAUCUGGCAAAAGCCCCCUAAAAUUGUAAUCCCUGUGGAAAAAACUCAGGAAUUGGCCAGUUAAAAUCACAAAUUGAAGGGAGUAAUGGCAGGGAAUGUCAGACUGUUUUCACUGAGACAGAGAAUAAGAAUUAUUUGAGGUUUGGGGGGAUGGAGAAGGAGAGGUUUGUACAGGUUGGAGGGGUCCCAGGAAUGCUGGCAGCUUUUCAGGCUGGUACACGUGCUAGGGGCUGUAUGAAAUACAGAAAUUGGUGGAGCUGAUAACUAAAAUACUCCCUUUUUGCAGCGUGGCAGGAGAUAAUGUUCAUCUAGAUUGAUUUCGUUUGCAUAUUUCAUGUUCUAAUUCUGAGCUGACAUCCCUCCCCCAUAUUACAUAAAUCCAAAAUAGCUGCAGUGGCUCAGAUGUAAUGUGGGGGAAAAAAAAAAUCUGAGUGCUUAAAAUUAGACACUUAAAAAAUGAUGCCAAUUAAACAAACAAACCACCACAUCUUUUAAGCUGCUUUAAAAAGAAGUCGUGCCAGCAGGUGGUGCUGAAUUGCUGUAAAUAAAUUGCCACGUGAAAUCUUAAAACAUGUGACUGUGUACCUGAAAUCCUCUUAUCACCUAUGAUAAUUCCAAAAAGUUGGCAGCUUUGCUGCUGUGGUGGAAGGGAAUGGAAAGGGAUGUCCCAGGUUCUCCCUGGGUUCACUCUCAAAUUCUGAAAACUGAGUCUUUUUUAAAAAGCGUGGUUUGGAUCAGCCUAAUUUUCUUUUAAAAAGAACAAUACAGACAAUCCUUAAAUGUCAAAGGAUUAUGGACUUGACUGAACGAAAAUGAAUCAAAAAUAAUCAAAAGUGUGUUGUUUUUAUUUUAAAUCACAGGAUGGCAAAUGUGCAUUGCCUGCUGUUUUAAUUUAAUUUAAAUGUGAGGAGCAUAGGCCUGGCCUGCUCUGUUACCAUAAAUGCUCCAAGUGCCUCACUUGUGGUGUCUCAUCUUAUAUAGUUCUGGUUUGAUUUCCAUGCUGUAAAGACUGAGGGAUAAAACCUCUCUCAUUUUUUAAGCAAGCCUCAAUGCCAAAAUAAAACUUGGACUGAAA
This is a messenger RNA of Camarhynchus parvulus, 2007 nucleotides long. RefSeq names its product zinc finger and BTB domain containing 8 opposite strand (gene TSLIG1). NCBI's taxonomy places the organism in Eukaryota, Metazoa, Chordata, Aves, Passeriformes, Thraupidae. The coding region runs from base 403 to 897 and encodes 164 amino acids. The record is from RefSeq and is a predicted model, not a curated record. Gene Ontology annotation, biological process: tRNA splicing, via endonucleolytic cleavage and ligation. Gene Ontology annotation, cellular component: tRNA-splicing ligase complex. The transcript has 8 exons.